Hordeum vulgare subsp. vulgare (domesticated barley) is the source of this 2858-nucleotide messenger RNA. RefSeq names its product probable leucine-rich repeat receptor-like protein kinase At1g68400. The record is from RefSeq and is a predicted model, not a curated record. Gene Ontology annotation, biological process: protein phosphorylation. Bases 454 to 2625 code for a protein of 723 amino acids. Gene Ontology annotation, molecular function: ATP binding; protein binding; protein kinase activity. The transcript is spliced from 2 exons. Lineage: Eukaryota; Viridiplantae; Streptophyta; Magnoliopsida; Poales; Poaceae.
GCAUUUCCCACAUCCCGAGGCAGACCGUAAAGACCAGGCACCCCAAUCCAUGCAUGAAACAUUAUUACUCACUCCCUCCCACCCACUAACUAGGACACCGAUGCACGCCCAAACAAUUCCCUCCUCGCCUUUUAUUAUUGUUACCACUACCACCUCCGUCCGUUGCUCACUGAGAAGUCCCUAUCAACCCAAAAACCCAACGCCCACAACGUCCCCUGACAGCUCAAGGACGGACACGUCGUCCCCGUGCGUGCGUGCGUGCUCUCGACCCCGUCGACCGAUCACCACGCACACGAGCCUAGCAGUGUACGCAACAGCGCCGCACUGGUGGUGCCCGCGCGCGCACUGGGCGACCUACUGACAGGCACUGGAGCGUGCACUGCGCCCAGCCAGCGGCUUUACUGUGCGGUAAAGCUGUUGAAAGCGGAGAGACAGAGAGAGAGAGAGCCGGGGAUGGAGAAAAAGGGCCGAGCAGAGGGCGACAGAGCGUGGCACCAGACAGACAAGAAGAACCAGCCCCUCUCGUCCCGCCGCUGUCCGCCUUGCCACUUCUGCUGCUCGCACCGCCCGCAGCCACCCAAAACCAUGCUUCGUCCCGGCGGCAGCAGCACCACGCUGCUGCAGCUGCUGCUCCUCUCCGUCUUGCUUGCCUGCGGCGCCAAUGCCGGCUCUCUGGAGGGCGACGCCGCGGCGCUCGCCGACUUCCGGCUCGCCGCGGACCGCUCCGGCGCGCUCGCGAGCUGGAACACGUCCGCCGGCAUGUCCCCGUGCGGCGGCACGACGGGAGUUGCGUGGCGCGGUGUGACGUGUGCUGGCGGGCGGGUGACGCGGCUCGUGCUCGAGGGGCUCGGCCUGUCCGGCGCGGACGCGCUCCCGGCGCUGGCCCGGCUCGACGGCCUCCGCGUGUUGAGCCUCAAGGGGAACCAGCUCUCCGGCGCCGUCCCCGACCUCUCGCCGCUCCUCGGGCUCAAGCUGCUCUUCCUCUCCCGCAACGCGCUCUCUGGCGGCAUCCCGCCCUCGCUCGGGAGGCUCUACCGCCUCUACCGGCUUGACCUCUCGUCCAACAACCUGUCCGGCGUCGUGCCGCCCGAGCUGGGCCGGCUCGACCGGCUGCUCACGCUCAGGCUCGACUCCAACCGCCUCAUCGGCGGGGUCGACGGCAUUGCGCUGCCCAGGUUACAGGAUCUCAACGUGUCCAACAAUCUCUUUGUGGGGAGGAUUCCGGCGGCGAUGGCGGGUUUUCCGGCGGGCGCGUUCGGCGGGAACGCUGGUCUGUGCGGGGCGCCGCUGCCGCCGUGCAAGGAUGAGAUGCAGAACGCGUCCCCGUGCCCUCCGGCUGCGGCCAUGGCGGCAUCCUCGCCCUCUUCGAAGCCCGCGGAUGGCAAGGGGAAGAUGAGCCGCGGGGUCGUGGCCGCAAUUGUGGCCGCGGACUUCGCCGUGGUCGGGCUCGUCGCAGGGCUGCUCUUCUGCUACUUCUGGCCACGCAUCUCCGGGCGCCGGAGCGACAGGCGCCACCGCGAGGGGGAGAAGAUCGUCUACUCCUCGAGCCCGUACGGCGCGGCCGGCGUUGUCGCGGCGGCCGGUGGCACGUACGAGCGGGGGAAGAUGGUGUUCUUGGAGGACGCCGGCGGGAAGCGGUUCGAGCUGGAGGAGCUGCUGCGCGCGUCCGCGGAGAUGCUCGGCAAAGGCGGCUGCGGCACGGCGUACAAGGCGGUGCUCGACGACGGCAGCGUCGUGGCCGUGAAGCGGCUCCGCGACGCGACGCCGGGAGCGGCGGCCUCCACCAAGAAGGACUUCGAGCACCACAUGGCCGUGCUCGGCCGCCUCCGCCACCCCAACGUCGUGCCGCUCAACGCCUACUACUACGCCCGCGACGAGAAGCUGCUCGUCUACGAGUUCAUGCCCAACGGCAGCCUCUUCUCCCUCCUCCACGGUAACCGAGGGCCAGGGAGGACGCCGUUGGACUGGGCGGCGCGCAUGCGCAUCGCGGCCGGCGCAGCGCGCGGCCUCGCCUACAUCCACCACGCGAGCCGGCGCGGCGGGAUGGCGCCCAAGCUCGCGCACGGCAACAUCAAGAGCACCAACAUACUGCUCGACAGGUCAGGCGAGGCUCGCCUGGCGGACUGCGGGCUGGCGCAGCUGGGCACGUCGUCUCCGGCGGCGAGCUCGGCGGGGUACCGCGCGCCCGAGGCGCCGGCGCCGGCGUCCCGGCCGUGGGCGUCGCAGAAGGGCGACGUGUAUGCCCUGGGCGUGGUGCUGCUGGAGCUGCUGACGGGGCGGUGCCCGGGCAGCGAGCUGCCCAACGGCGGCGUGGUGGUGGAGCUGCCGCGGUGGGUGCAGUCGGUGGUGCGGGAGGAGUGGACGUCGGAGGUGUUCGACCUGGAGCUGAUGAAGGACAAGGGCAUCGAGGAGGAGAUGGUGGCGAUGCUGCAGCUGGCCCUGAGCUGCGCGGCGAGCGCGCCCGACCAGCGGCCCAAGAUCGGGUACGUGGUGAGGAUGGUCGACGAGGUGCGCGCGUGCGGGGACCCGCAGGCCUCCUCGCCGUCGCACGGGUCGUCCAUGGACGAGUCGUCCGGCGUCUCCGACUCGCCCGCCGUCUCGGAAGGCGGCGCCGCCAGCCAGUGAUCGGAGAGAGAGCUUUUUUUAGGUACUUGGGGGCUUGAUGAGAAUUUGUGGUGGUUUGUGCUUUGGUUAACUGUUUUUUUUGUCUUCAUUUGGUGGAGGAUUGGUUGUGGUCCGUUGGAUCUGAUCUGAUGAUGGUGUUUUGUAGGAGUACAUGAUGAUGAUGAUUGGUCUGAUUAGAAUAGCCGUACCGCUUGAUUGUUGCUGUGUAUGUGAGUUGAUCAUUGGCUUGGCUU